This is a messenger RNA of Dermacentor albipictus, 1238 nucleotides long. The record is from RefSeq and is a predicted model, not a curated record. Lineage: Eukaryota; Metazoa; Arthropoda; Arachnida; Ixodida; Ixodidae.
CUGACCCACAGAGCGACUGGCGUCGUCCCUGUGACACACAUUCUGAUGGCCUAACCCAGUUCUGCCCAUCGGAGGGGCCGGCGUUCUCUGUGUCAGAAGGGCUGGCUGAGCAAGAAGUGGGACGCCUUUUUUUUCGCUCCCUCGCGAUCCCACAGGUGCGUCGAGAGGGGGCCGCGGAGGUGUGCCGCACGGGUGGCCGGGAGCGGCGUCCUGGGGAGCGAAAGGGGGGACAGAAAAGGAGGCGCGUCCAGGUGAGUCGGAGGAAGAAGAUGCCGGGGGAGGCGGAGGCUGCUCGCCUCCCCCCACGUGACGGCGGGAAGAGGCGGCCGCCAGGGGCUCGCGUGCCGGCAUCGCAUCGACCGUCGGUCGUCGGCGACGGCAAUCGCGUCGGCAGCGGCGGCGGCGGCGGCAGCUGCACACCAGCUCCAGCAGCGGGUCUUCCCCCAACCCCGAACCCGUCCGUGCAGCGUCGGCAGAAAGCAGAGUCGGCGAGCGGCAGGCCCAACAGGCAUCGGUGGGUCGUCAACGUCGGCACGCGGCGCCCCAUGGCGCGGGCGGCCGGCGGAGGCGGCGCUAGCGCGACGUCUUCCGACGACGGGGGCUGCAUGUGGCUGCGUCGUCGUCGGCGGGCCGGCUGAGCACGGGGGGCCAUGCAGCGAGCGCUGCGCAUGAACGAUGCACAGCUGCUGUCGCUGUCCGAGAAGGCGCUGCACGACAACUGCCUGCGUGGCUACCUCUGCAAGCGCACGGCGGACAGCGCACGCUGGCAGCUCCGCUGGUUCGUGCUCUACCAGAACCUGCUCUUCUACUUCGAGAACGACACGACGACCCGGCCGUCGGGCGUGCUCUUCCUCGAGGGCUCCUACUGCGAGCGCCUGCUCACGCCCGUCACCGGCGGCAAGAACACGGGCAGCACUCAGGACACCCAUCUUGCAAAAGUAUUCUUCUGCCAGCAUUCGAAGACACUGCUUUAUGGGGCCAUGCCUACGUGUUGCUUCGUACUUCCUUAUCAGGCAUCUCCGACGAUGGGACACGUCUUCACUGCGACGAACGACCGGUCAUAUUUAAACAAAGCUGCUCGUCUCUCCACUGCCAUGCAAUGUGAAGCAAACUGCUGCCAAUGUUUUGCAGAGAUAUUUGCGGAUCUCUCCGAAUUCAUUGCCUUAAAAAAACAUACGACUCACGACGCUGUAAUUAUACUUCGAAGCUCUAAAUCUGACGUUUACGGCCACCAUUAG